AGAUAACCUCCGUUUGGUUUUAUUUCUACCCGCUUAAAGUCUAUUUUGCCUUCACUGUCCCUAAACCUCAAUGCUUUGAAAAAAUCAGCCCCGUUGCUUUCCGCAACAUACGUUGUAUAUGUUACUCUAUGGCUGAAGCACAGAGCUAGCCACAGCGGACGGGCGUGCGUCUGCUCCUGUGGACCUCGCGUGGGCCAAAUCACCCCACGAACCAAUACUGUGGCAUACAGUUGGCUUAUUUGUAGUAGUUUUUGUAUUAGAAUCCAGGUAGAAUCGGCAGAGACAGUCGCAAGGAGAUAUAGCAGGAAAGUUGUGACGGCUCGUUCGUGGUUCUGUCUGCCGGUACAGUAGCCGCGCGCUCAGCCGACCUGUCGCGUGGCCUGCCGAGUAUAAUACACGAACGUAUGCUUUCGCCUUUCCUUGUCACCGCGGAUAGUGUGUUGUGAGGGACCCGUAGCGAGUUCAGUCGCCGUAAUUCGUGCUCUGUCUACAUAUUGCUUCAAGUAUAAACGUCAGCGGCAAAUAUGGUUGACCUGGUGGAAAGCAUUCUGAAGCACGUCGCCGAGCAUGGGGCUUGCGACUCUCUGAAACUGGCCCGUGUAAUGGACGUGGAUCAUCAGAAAGUGGUCGGUGCCAUCAAGAGCAUCCAGGCCUUCGGAGACGUUCUGCAGGUGGAGCAGCAAAGCGGUGAGCACUGGGAGCUCACUGCAGAGGGAACCGACGUGUGCCAGCAGGGCAGCCCCGAGGGUCGCCUAGUGCGCCAGCUGGGGCCUGAGGGCGUGCCACGGGCAUUACUAGGGCGGGGCGACCAGCUUGGCCUGAGCAAGGCCUUAGCCCUAGGCUGGGUGCAGCUGGACAAGGAGCACGGCACGGUGCGCCCAUCCUAUCCACAGCCACCACCAGAUGUGGUGCAGGCCAGCCUCUGCCAGGUGCGCGACGGCCAGGCCCACCUGUUGGGUGAUGCCCAGCGGCAAGAGCUCAAGCGCCGGAAGCUGCUGCGCCAGGUGGUGGUCAAGAGCUACCAGCUGCAACGGGGCAAGCACUUCACCACCCAACUGAGCAAGCCUGAGACAGACCUGACAGCUGAGCUGUUGGCCAGUGGUGAGUGGCGGCAACGACCCUUCAAGGCGUACAAUUUUGCCGCCCUGGGCCAGCCAACUGAGGGUGGGCACCUGCACCCCCUGCUUCAGGUACGCUCGGAGGUUCGUCAGGUCUUCUUGGAGAUGGGCUUCACAGAGAUGUCGACAGCACGCUAUGUGGAGAAUGCCUUCUGGAACUUUGACGCCCUCUUCCAGCCACAGCAGCAUCCAGCAAGAGAUGCCCACGACACCUUCUUUUUGAAGGAACCCAGCGAGUGCCAUAGGCUGCCGGCAUCACCGUACGUGGAGGCUGUCAAGCGGGUGCACUCAGUGGGUGGCCAUGGGUCGCAGGGCUACCAGAGCCCGUGGCUAGAAAGCGAGGCACGCAAGAACCUGUUGCGUACACACACGACAGCCGUGAGUGCACGCAUGCUGUAUGCACUCGCCCAGCAGCACCCCUUUGUGCCCUGCAAGCUGUUCAGCAUUGAUCGGGUGUUCCGUAAUGAGACACUGGACGCUACACACCUGGCUGAGUUCUGCCAAGUCGAGGGCCUCGUGGCCGACCGGGGCUUGACGCUGGGCCACCUGCAAGCACUGAUUGGGGGCUUCUUUGCGCAACUUGGCAUGGAGCGGGUGCGCUUCAAGCCAGCCUACAACCCAUACACAGAGCCCUCCAUGGAGAUCUUUGCCUUCCACCCUGGCCUCGGUCGCUGGGUCGAGGUGGGUAACUCGGGUCUUUUCCGGCCAGAAAUGCUGCAACCCAUGGGGCUACCGCCUGACGUUCGUUGCAUUGCCUGGGGGCUGUCCCUCGAGAGGCCAACCAUGAUCAAGUGUGGACUGAACAACAUCCGGGACCUGGUUGGGCCCCGUGUUGACUUGGACAUGGUGCAACGCAGCCCACUCUGCAGAUUCGUACACUGAGCACAGGUGUCAGGUUGUCGCACUGAGCCAGCUCUUUCCAGCCAGUGACAGUUCCGGACCGCACAUUCAGUGCAGUCGCUGGCAACAACCUCGCUUCACAAGGCUGCGUAAAGAUUUGCCAUUUUAUUUAGCACCAAGGAGUCUUGAUGGAAUUGCAUAAAACAGGUUGAUAUUUUCCA
Messenger RNA from Dermacentor silvarum, 2179 nucleotides. RefSeq names its product phenylalanine--tRNA ligase alpha subunit (gene alpha-PheRS). The record is from RefSeq and is a predicted model, not a curated record. Lineage: Eukaryota; Metazoa; Arthropoda; Arachnida; Ixodida; Ixodidae. Bases 525 to 2000 code for a protein of 491 amino acids. Gene Ontology annotation, biological process: phenylalanyl-tRNA aminoacylation. Gene Ontology annotation, molecular function: phenylalanine-tRNA ligase activity; ATP binding; tRNA binding. Gene Ontology annotation, cellular component: phenylalanine-tRNA ligase complex; cytosol; cytoplasm. The transcript has 6 exons.